GGUCCAGCUCAUAUCCCUUCAAAUGUAGCCAGGAGCAUUUAUUCUGCUACUUUGUAACUUAAUAAGAAACGGAAGGACUUUCUCUUUUCAGCUUCCCUGCUCCAGUUUCGGCAAUCGCCAUUUUAAAAGGUCUUUUUUACUUUGUUGAAUAUCCUUUGCGAAAUAAGUAUUAAUACUUGCAAUUUAGGGUCACAGGUCCAGAUCCAAAUCUCAUCAUCUUUAGUUAAUCUGUUAAAUAUCUUAAAAAGCUUGUCUUCGUAGCCUUGUUCUGCAAAAAGGCAGAAGUCUCCCAACGCCCGGAGCGGGCGGCGAGUGCUAUAGGGAGCUUCCUCCGCCCGCCCCCAAGAGUAAAAAAAAAAACCCUGGGGGCUACGGAGAGCUCUACCUACACUCACCUGCUCUAUCCCACAUUUCCUCCUGGAAAUGGGGUUUUUUGAGCCGCCUUUGCGCUGUACAGGCGGCUCUUUACAGGCGAAGGGGCUGGCGGUCCCGAGAGACCGUCUGGUGGCUACGAAGAGCAAACCGGAAGCCUCCUCCUCCCAGGUUUCUUGACAACAAACAAACAUAAAAUGAUGAAGGGACGGUAGUAGCUGGAAGAAUUGAGCUGAGAUAUCCAAAUUGCUGAACUGAGGUUUGGUAGUUCAGGCAUUGCCUGAAGAGCCAUGAAGAGCUGUUUCCUCCUGGUUGCUGCUUUUCUUCUCUGGCCAAGCUUCUCUUCUCAAAAUGUAUGUGAAGAACCAGAUGAAAUUGACUUUGGGGAAAUUGUGAGUACUGAGAAGGUCAAGUACCUGGAAAACGAUCGAGUACAAUACAGGUGCAACCCUGGCUAUGUCUUGGAAGGACCUGAAUGGAUUCAGUGUAAGGAACAAGAAUGGACACCACAUCCACCAAAAUGCUUGGCACCAUGCCGUAUCACAAGGCAACAGCUAGCAGCAAAAAAUUUGUUUGCAUUUGGAGGUCAGAGAAAAACUCGGUUUAUUCAAAGUAAUCAUAGCCUGCAAUUUCAGUGCAAUGAAGGAUAUGUCCUUGUGGAUCCAUCUGUCAGAAACUGUGUUGACGGUUACAUGGAGUUGCCUUUAUGUAUCUCUGAAAGAGGGCAAAACUGCAGUGGUCCACCCAGGACUGAGAACGGAGACAUUUCUACUUUAUCUGAGAAGCAAUACAGAUCUGGCUCUUCAGUAGAAUUCAGAUGCCAAAAAUAUUAUGCCAUGGAAGGUCAGAACAGAUCUUUCUGUGACAAUGGGACCUGGACAAAAGUGCCCAUUUGCCUCGAUCCCUGUAUGAUUCCCAAGGCUGAACUGGAAAGGCAGAAGAUAGAAGUUAAAGAUGGAAUGGAUGCAUCUGAAAAUACAUUUGUUCAACGUGGUCAUUCUAUUGAGCUCACCUGUAAAACAGGAUAUGUCCUUGCAGCAAAUGCUUCCCAAUCAGCUUCUGUAAUCCAUUGUAAUGGGACACCACCUGUAAUUCCUAAUUGUGAAGAAAUUACAUGCAACUCUCCAAGAGUAUUAAAUGGUUCUUUCCGACCUACAAAAAUAUAUAUACCAUGACGGGGAUCUAAUUCGAAUACAGUGUGACAGUGGAUUUACACUUGAAACAGAUUACGGAGGAAAGGUGGUUGAAUGCACAAA
Molecule: messenger RNA, 1628 nt
Organism: Pantherophis guttatus
Lineage: Eukaryota; Metazoa; Chordata; Lepidosauria; Squamata; Colubridae
Source: RefSeq, a predicted model, not a curated record